Messenger RNA from Terrapene triunguis (Three-toed box turtle), 3247 nucleotides. It is a transcript of the gene TSPAN14, whose product is annotated as tetraspanin 14. Gene Ontology annotation, biological process: regulation of vascular endothelial growth factor signaling pathway; protein maturation; protein localization to plasma membrane. The transcript has 9 exons. NCBI's taxonomy places the organism in Eukaryota, Metazoa, Chordata, Testudines, Emydidae. Gene Ontology annotation, cellular component: membrane. The record is from RefSeq and is a predicted model, not a curated record. Bases 229 to 1041 code for a protein of 270 amino acids.
CUCGUUUCCUGUGCUGAUCUCGGCUGUGCACCGAUCCUCCUUGUGUGCUGCCGUCAUUGUGUCACUCUGUCUUAGGUGCUGUUGUUUCCCGGUCUUCGGCUCUUUACAAUCGUUCUCACCAGCUAAUUUCUCCCUGGGCUUUUUCUAAGAGCGAUUCUCGUUCGUGGGCAGGGGCAGCCCCAUUGUUAACGCUGCACCCAGCCUUCUGUUUAUAUUGCUGUAUAGAAGAUGCACUAUUACCGAUACUCUAACCCAGAAAUCAGCUGUUGGUACAAAUACCUGCUUUUCAGCUACAAUAUCAUCUUUUGGCUAGCUGGAGUUGCUUUCCUUGCAGCCGGGCUUUGGGCAUGGAGUGAAAAGGGUGUAUUAUCUGAUCUCACGAAGGUAACCCGUCUCCAUGGCUUUGACCCGGUGGUACUUGUCUUGGUGGUUGGUGGAGUGAUGUUCGUUCUGGGAUUUGCUGGUUGCGUAGGAGCAUUGAGGGAAAACAUCUGCCUUCUGAAGUUUUUCUGUGGAGCAAUCGUACUUAUAUUUACAUUGGAGCUGGCUGCGGCCGUGCUGGCUUUCUUGUUCCAGGACUGGGUGAGGGACCGGUUCAAGGAAUUCUUUGAGAAUAACAUUAAAUCCUACCGAGAUGACAUCGACCUACAGAACCUCAUUGACUCAUUGCAGAAAAUUAACCAUUGCUGUGGUGCUCAGGGGCCAGAUGACUGGGAUCUUAACAUUUACUUCAACUGCAGUACUGAAAGCAAAAGUCGUGAGAAGUGUGGGGUCCCCUUUUCCUGCUGUGUACCUGAUCCUGCUCAAAAGGUUGUGAAUACGCAAUGUGGAUAUGACAUCAGAGCACAGAAGAAAAACCAAUGGGACAAUUUAAUUUUCACCAAGGGUUGUAUCCCUGCUCUUGAAGCUUGGCUACCCCGAAACAUCUACAUUGUUGCAGGAGCCUUCAUAGCUAUCUCAUUGCUGCAGAUUUUUGGGAUUUUCCUGGCCAGGUCACUGAUUUCGGAUAUUGAAGUUGUAAAGGCAGGUCAUCUUUUCUGAAGACUAAAGCAGACACCAGCUGUGAAGACAAAUACAUUUCACUGCUAUUGAUUUGACAUCAAGGUGAAAAGAAAUUGACAAACACACAGGCCUUGGAGUGCUCCAGGUUUUAAAAGCCUUAUUUUUGUAUCAGCCAGAUGUUACUCUGCUUCUGCUUUUGCUGCAGGCUGGUGCAGAAAGAACACACUGCUUCCUCCCCCAGAUCCCCUUCUCCCCAAUGCAACAUCUGUUUCUUUUUCCAAGGGGAAGACUAGAUUUAAACCUCUUUUGAUGUGGAAGAGAUUCCCCUAAAUCUAUGAGGGAUGGACUAAAAGACUCCAGUAAGCAGAAAUGGAAACUGCUAUAAACCAGUCGCUUACCUUGAAGAACUUGCUGCUGUAAGGGCUGUUUUGUCUUGGCUCCCAGCUACUAUCACUGGAGGUUGCAAAUGUUGCAUUCAUUAUGUGGAUCAUAGCUGCAUCUGUUAUGGUGUUUGUCAUGGUCUUAGAAGAGAGUGUCCUAAAGAUCGACAAUGAUCACGUUGAUGGAAUAGGCAAAGGAGGUUACUUAAUGUCUAUUCUCAAAACAUCGUAGUCUGUUCUCGAAACACCAAGCAUUUCAUUGUGUCCUAUUUGAAUGGAAGGCCCAGGUAGUUAUGUCAUUGGAUUAUUGGGAGUCAUGAUAGUCUUGGUAUUAGAGACCGUAAAAAAAUGCCAUUAAGUCUCCAGUUGUCAGAUGGAACCUCAGCUGUGCAGAAGUAGGGAAUGUCCCUAUAUGACCUGAGCUAAUGUAGAUAUUUCAGUAGGGACUCAAAUGCUUGAGUAACAGAAGCCACUUAUUUUGAAAGUUCUUGCCAACAUAAGUUUCUCAAGAGGGAGUAAUUUAAUUAUAUAUUGAUAGCAUAUUUGGAAAUCUUUUCAUGAGGGUAGAUGGAUUCUCUGAUGCUAUUUCUCCUUUUUAGAUGUUUGUAAAUAGUUUUAAUUUAUAGAGGAGAAAAUCUCACCGUUUGCUUACACUGUUUUGUAGAGCAAUUACUUCAAAAAGAGUGAUAUCUGCUGGGCUGAAGGCAUUUAAAAAUGCUGCUUGGUACAAGAGAUCACUGAAUAUGUGAUUGUAUCCGUCAAGAGCUCUCUAGUCUGCCAUCUGUUCUCUUUCACACCUGUCCACUGCACUGUUGUUUAUCAUCUUCUUUGACUGUUGAUUGCUAUAUUAGGACUAAAAAGAAAUUAAAGGACAAGCUAAACUUUGUUAAGCCUUUGAUUCAGGAUUUUCCAGGCUAGUCAAAAGCAAAUAUAACGUACAUAAGAGUCUAAUGGAGCACUGGAGUUACUAGCAUUAAUUUAUUUAAAAAAAUCUUUUGAAUGCAUUGUUGUUUCCCAUUCCAUUUGUCCUUUGCUGCUCAGACUUUCCUGCAAAAAUGCCAGAUCCAGUCAUGCUGAAGAAAUGCUCAGAGCUGCGUCUCCAGAAUAAUGCUGUAGGCCCUGGCCCAAAGUGGGUGCAGCCCUCAUUGAAAUCAAAUGGGUGUGGCUCCUGUUUACACCAGGGAUGAAAUUAAGGCCUUAUGACGUUUCCUGCAAACUGGGGUGCUUAAGACCUGAUCCAAAGUCCUCGGAGGCCAAUGAAAAGACUCCCAUUGACUUCAGUGUCCUUUGGAUCAGGCCUGUAGUGCUAGUCCAAACCAUUCUUCUGCUCUUCUGUGAAAUCAAAAGUCAGAAUAGAAUUAACUGUAAAAGCUGAAAGGUGUGAUACGUAAUAAGAAACUCUUUUAAAUAGUUGUUGCAGUGUCAAUUUUACUAUGGGUUAUUUACUAACAAACUGUUCACUGCUUGUAAUGGCACCCUAUUUUUCAGGGAUAGCAGUUACUUGCAGUGCCUAACGUAGUGUAAAUUCUAGUAAAGUAUAUAUUUUUGUAAUUAUAUUUUACUACAUUAAUGCUUGUGUUUCCAAAGUGUUAUGCUUUCUUAGAAUGCCAAACUUCUGAAUAUAUCUUUUUAUAUACAUGUGUGUAACAUUUUAUGUGUUAUCUAAGUAUUAAUGAGCAAUUCACUGGAAGAAAGGUGAUACCAAUAGGGAUCUGUACCAGCCUUUCUUCCAUGAAAGCUAGAAGAAGGCUGCUUUGACAUUCUGUGAAACAUUUCAUGGACAAUGCUAUAUUUUGUAUGUGGCUUUCAGCUGAGCUUUCAUGUUUCUUUUUCUGGCCAAUGACUGAGACAGAACGGGAAAAGGA